AUGACGACCACCACCGCUCCCCAUUCCGCAGGCCCCGUGGCACCCAUCUUCCGCUCCAUGGACAAGACCAUCGGCGCGCACUGGGAAGAGACCAUGAUUGAGAUGAGCCGGACGAUGAUGGUGCCCCUCAACGCGCGGCUCAUGAAGCAGAUGGGGUUGGGCCAGCACACGACGGAGCCCAUUGCCUUUCUCGACAGCGCGUGCGGGGCUGGUCCUGCUACGCAGGAGCUUUACAAGGCUGUGUCUAGAGAGGUGCUGGAGAAGAGUGAUGUUCUCUGUGCGGAUGGGUCGCCUAUGAUGGUUGGCUUGGUGGAGAGGAGGAUUCGGGAAGAGGGGUGGGUUGGGGCGAGGGCGAGGGUUUUGGAUGCCAUUGACUCCGGACUGGCUGAGAAUUCGUUGACGCACGUCGUCAUUGGUCUCGGUCUGCAUCUUAUCCCCCGCUGGGUCGCGGACGUGAGGUCAGCAUUCGCAUCCUUCCCCUUUGACGCGCCGUUCGAGGAGAAGAACCGGGCGCAGGUCCACGAUGUUGGGCGGUGGUAUGAUGAGGCUUGGGUCAGUGGCUAUCUACAGGACAACGGGUUCAAGGACGUCGAGACGUGUUUGGAGAGCGGGACGGUGAAGGUGAGGGAUGCGCGGCACUGGUUGGAUGUGUUUGGGCCUGUUGUUGCGUUGAUUGUGAACACGGAGUGGAGCGAGGAGUUGAGGGGAGAGCAUGGGCUGGAGGAGGUGAAGGGGUUGAUUAAGGAGCAUUUGGAGGGAAAGUAUGGGGGGAAGGGGUGGGAUGUUGGGUUCGCUUGUAUUGUUGCUUCUGGGACUGUUGUGAAGUAA
Messenger RNA from Colletotrichum scovillei, 828 nucleotides. Its product is annotated as methyltransferase domain-containing protein. The transcript is spliced from 3 exons. Bases 1 to 828 code for a protein of 275 amino acids. Lineage: Eukaryota; Fungi; Ascomycota; Sordariomycetes; Glomerellales; Glomerellaceae. The record is from RefSeq and is a predicted model, not a curated record.